Molecule: messenger RNA, 813 nt
Organism: Salvia hispanica
Lineage: Eukaryota; Viridiplantae; Streptophyta; Magnoliopsida; Lamiales; Lamiaceae
Source: RefSeq, a predicted model, not a curated record
AUGAACCUCGGCGAUGACUGGAGUACAUCGGAAGACAUUACUCGGGCCUUGAUUCGGGCCUUAUUCGAUUGCGUUAAUGAUGCUGCGGCGGAAUGCUUGGCGGAAAUGGAGCGUGAGCGUGAAGCGGUGGAGCAGGCGGCGGCGGCGCAGAUCCCUCAGCUGAUUCGGCGUCAGACGUAUGUCCGCCGCGAGCACGACGUAGCUCACCAACGUCUAUUCGACAACUAUUUUGCCGAGCAACCACGUCGGGAAGAUGGCAUCAGCAGACCCGGACUUACGCCGUUGCAGAAGUGCACAGUUGCGCCCCGACAGUUGGCCUACGGCACCACAACGGAUAUGUUCGACGAGUACCUUCACGUCGCGGAAAAAGCUGGCCGCAAUUGCCUAAAGAAUUUUUGUAGGGGAAUUGUGGAGGCUUAUAGCAACACAUAUUUGCAAAGGCCGACUGCUGAGGAUUGCCAGACCCUGAUGAAGAUGCACGAGACGGUGCAGAGCUUUCCUGGAAUGCUAAGGAGCAUCGACUGUAUGCACUGGGAGUGGAAGAAUUGUCCGACGGCGUGGAGAGGCCAAUUUACUAGUGGAUACAAGGGCAGCCACCCGACGAUGAUCCUCGAAGCCGUCGCUGACCAUCGGCUCUGGAUCUGGCAUGCUUACUUCUGUGUAGCGGGGUCGAACAACGACAUCAACAUCCUCAACUCAUCCAACCUCUUCGCUGAUCAAUGCAGGGGUCGCGGCCCGGCCAUCGAGUUCACUACCAACGGACGCCAAUGUCAUAUGAGGUACUACUUGGCCGAUGGCAUAUACCCAAGGUAG